This is a messenger RNA of Venturia canescens, 4867 nucleotides long. RefSeq names its product opioid-binding protein/cell adhesion molecule homolog. Lineage: Eukaryota; Metazoa; Arthropoda; Insecta; Hymenoptera; Ichneumonidae. The transcript is spliced from 10 exons. Bases 48 to 1508 code for a protein of 486 amino acids. The record is from RefSeq and is a predicted model, not a curated record. Gene Ontology annotation, cellular component: neuron projection.
CGGGAUGCCGGUCUUGCACCCUCGCGUUACACUCCAGUUCGACGAGGAUGAUCGGUGAGCGUGAUACGACCGUUUGUAACGGCGCCGGUUCAGUUGUUCGUGUUGUUAUUGUCACGUUGUUAUUGUCAUCGAGAAUAAGCACACUUGGGGCGAUUGUUUUUGGGCUUUUCACCGUCGUUGGACUAGCUCGGAGUGACACUCCACCGAGCGACGAUGGACCGAGCUUCACCGUGCCGAUAUCGAACGUGACUGUACCGGUGGGUCGGGAAGCCAUACUCGCCUGUGUCGUCGAAGACCUCUCCAACUAUAAGGUCGCGUGGCUACGCGUCAACACACAAACCAUCCUGACAAUAGCGAAUCACGUUAUUACGAAAAAUCACAGGAUCGUCGUCACUCACACCGACAAAAGAACGUGGUACCUCCACAUUAAAGACGUCAAGGAAUCAGACCAGGGCGAUUACAUGUGCCAGAUAAACACCGAUCCCAUGAAGAGCCAGGUUGGCUAUCUCCAGGUUGUAGUGCCUCCGGAUAUUCUGGACUAUCCAACGAGUACGGACAUGGUUGUCAGAGAGGGUAGCAACGUAACUUUCCGAUGUGCAGCAACCGGAUCUCCUGCACCGAACAUAACCUGGAGGCGGGAGGGAGCAGAGAAGAUACCGCUCGGGACGGGGGAAGGAGUGGCCAGCGUAAAUGGGUCAGUCUUCAAUAUAACGAGGGUGAACAGACUGCACAUGGGAGCUUAUCUGUGUAUAGCAUCGAACGGAGUGCCACCAACGGUCAGCAAAAGAAUAGCUCUCAUCGUCCAGUUUCAACCAAUGAUCAUGAUACCGAAUCAACUGGUGGGCCUUCAACUCGGACAGAACACGACGCUCGAGUGCCAUUCCGAGGCAUAUCCACAAUCGAUCAACUACUGGACGAGAGAGAAUCGCGAAAUAGUCCCAAACGGCAAAAGAAUAAUCGCGGAGAACGUUAACGUCGACGCAUACAAGAUUCAAAUGAAGCUCACCCUGCACAACGUCAUUCUCACGGAUUACGGAUCGUACGAUUGCAUUUCUAAUAACUCACUUGGACACACGAAUGGGAACAUCAAAUUGUAUCAAAUAAUACCUCCGACGACGCUGCCUCUUCCAACAACGACGACGCCGCUUCCCACCGUCAUUAAAGUUGAAAAAAAGCAGAGAUCUCAGCAGAAAUCAGUGCCGAGUGUUGCACCGAGCUCGAACGAGAUAAUCGACGCUUCCCAGUCAACUUUCAAUCAAAAAGACGCCGAGCUGAGAUCGAGAUCGAAGAACGAUGGCGGACACGCUUCUGCAUCCGCUAUCGGCAAGGCUGAUCGUAAUUCUCGAAAUAACAACAACAACAAUAAGAAAAAUGAACUUCUCGAAGAAACACAUCGAACCGACAAAACUGCACAGUCAAUGUCAUCCAUGAGCACCAGCCCAAUAUCAAUCGUAAACACCAACGUCAUCGCCAGCUUUGUUUUCAUUCUUCUGACCGCUCUCUCGUAGUGAUUCGUUGGCACUUUCAUUCGCCUGCGUCCUCUCAUUUUUCUUCCCCCCUCAACUGCAUUUUUUCUCUUAUUUUUCCCACACUUCGUUUGCACUUGCUGUUUCAACUGUUUUCGUUUUAGAUUGUUACCAAUUUUUGAGCCCCGUCGUUAUCAUCGUGGGUCUUUGUCGCACCGAAGACUUUGAGGAUUGACAGUUUUCGAUCGAGCUCAGCCCGAACGAUUUUGACGUCAGGAAACGUUCGUUUCACUCCAAUUCGAGCAAGCGAUAAGCCCCUUUUUAUUAUUUAGGUUACCCAAUGUAAAUUCUUGAAUUGGGCCUGAUUCAUUCCACUCCAGGUAAGCGAUACCCAUCACCGUUGAAAGCCAUUGUGACACUGGAAACUUUGCGUGCUCGCUCUUCAAGAAAUUCACACUUUUCAAAACAUUUUUUUUUCUUUUGAUCGAUCGAAAAACUCUGACUCACCCCUCAUGCCACAGGGCUCGGUGAAGAGGCUUCUUCGAUGCUGUUGAAGUUUCAAAAAAGAAACACGAAUCUCAAUGAGCAGUUAUACGAAAGCCUCAACUUCAUUGAAAUUCUAAUUGAACCUGAAUUCUCUACCGCUUCUGUGUGCUUGCUCGAAACUGCUCUGGAAAGCAAUAUUUUUUGUUCAAAAACUUGAGCGGAUUAAUUGAAAUUGAUGUUAGAAAAUAACUCGUUCAAGGGGGAUUGUAAUUUGGAAAAAAUACAUUCGCAUUCGAUGAGAAAUGCAGACUCUCAGUUGUAAUAACGCGGGGCUUGAAAUAUUAUUUCCAAGUUAUUUCUGUUGUGCUGUUUGAUAUUCUAUAUUGUUGAAAAACGAUGGAAAAGAAAAAUAUAAACAUAAUUCGAAGUCAAUUCGCUCAAUUUUGGAAGCAUCGUUUUAGAAUGAAAUUGAGUAAUUGAUAUUUAUUGUAACGGAGGCAAAAACGUGCGGAGAACGAGUGAAAAAUUGUACAUUUUAGUCCCUUUAAACCUCUCCCCCACCCCCUACCUCUCCAACAAUCAAUCAUUCGAGUUUAUAUAUAAUUCUGUAAAUACUAAUUGAUAAUACGUGACUCGAGGUCGCUCAAUUUUAUUAUUACAAGGGCUACACGUAGGACAAAAUAUUUUGUAAAUAUAAAUAAUGUGUUAUGAAACACGUAACAUACACGCGUAAUAAAACGCGAAUAAAAGAAUAAUGUUAAGGCUAUAUCGACCCCUUAAUUGUUGUAGAAUGUAAAUAUCGGUUGGCGGUCUAUGAAACAAAAUUCUAAUGAUUAUCGAAAUUUUUGAAACUUGUCCGCGCGAAUGUGAGUGCUUGGAAAUCGUUACGUCUAUUUCUGUAAAUAUUGAGAGAGAGAGAGAGAUAAAUGAAGAGGAAAAUUGAAGUGUGAAUCUGAGUGAGAAAAAACUUAGUCGUUAAAAUUGUUUGUACUAAUAAUAAUAACCUGCGUGUUAUAAAUUAGGUACGUCAAUGUGAUGUCAGACAAAAUUGUCGAAACGGAGCUACGAUAGUUUUUCUCUAAGACUUGAUUCGAAUGUGAUCUUUCGUUUCGAUCUUUCUCAAGCUCGGAUCGGAAUGGAAAAUGGAUUUUUAGUCAUUAAAGUUUAGGUAAUUAUUGAGAUACCGUUUCCAAUCGCCAGUAAACAUUUUCAAAAGCGACGAGACAGAGACAGUUCAUGAAAUCCUGAAGAAAAAUGUAUUUGGGCAUUUUGUUCUUUCACCGUCGAUAAGAUACGAAAUUAUCGAUUAAGAAUUACCAACAAUACUCUAUGAAAGAUACACGUACAGGAAUAUUUAAAAUCUUAUUUGUUCUUGAAAAUUCGCAAAUUAUUUGCAACUCGAAAAUUUUUAUUAAAAUUCCUGACACUGUUGACCUACGACUGGUAUUUUGAGGCCGAGUGCUCCGCUUGUUGAAUGCAACGUCUCGUAACUUUUCGUAAAACUUGGAAAAGUCGUAUUGCAAAAAAUUGAAGAGAAAAGAAAGAAGAAAAAGAAAACAGGAAAAAUCGUUGGACGUUCGUUCUCUUGCUAAUAGCACAGCUGUAAUGUACUUGGAAAGUUUGUAACCAAUACCGUUCCACACCGAAGUCUCUUUAUAAACUAAAAAGUAAUAUUAUCAAAUAAAACGAUUCUCAUUACCGAGAGAAAGAGGGCAAGCUGUAUCGCGUUAAUGUAAUUGAAUAAUGGGCGAAAAAGUGCAAUUUGUACGUGUGGCUAUUCGGAUUAACGAAAUGUGGAGCUUGCACCACAAUUAUUGGACGCCUCAUGAUAACGACAUUGCUUGGCUGCUGCACAGUCUUUGCUAAUUAGUUGGUUAUUGAUCAACCAUUUUUGUUUCGACUCAAUCUUCGGGUUGUGGUUUUAUGAAAGUACAAAUAUACUCAAUCUGAUUUUAUUUCGAAUAACCAAGGUUUUCUCUCCUUUUUUUUAAAUAAUCUAGAAAUCAUUUUUUUCUUUGAAUUGUACUGGACAAAAAAGAAUUGACGAUGAAUUACACACUUUUGUGCUCAUUUCUGCAUUCCAUAAAAUGCUACGAGCAAUCGUCAAAUAAAAAAGAGUUUUUCGAGAGUUCAAAAUUGACGAAUAAUAUGUUCUGAGAUCGUAUUAUAAAAAUUCCAAAAUUCUUAUACUCGAAAAUCAAUGUUCGUAAGGUUGAAAGUUCGCUGAACUUUUUUGCAGACUUUCGUCCAAUUGCAAGGUUUCGAAAUUCUCAUUCAAUGCAAAGAUUAAUUAUAAAAAAUGAGUAAUUCACCUUCGAGAUGGUGAUUCCAUUUAAAAAUCAUUGCAACGCAGUCAUUCGGGUGAAGAACGCAAUGAAUUUUUCAGUAGAAACAAGAUUGUUUACGGUGAGAUUUUGUGAUCAAAUUUACCGAUGUCAGAUCAUUCUAGUUUUUACAUUAUCACAAUAAAAUAGUCAAUUUGAUGAAAUAAGUAGGAUCCGAGAACUCGCACAAAAUUCUCCAAAGUAUCAGAAAAUCAUCGUUUUGCAGUAGAAAAUAAAAGCAGCACAUGAUUGGAAAGGUUUAUCGAAGCGUUAAUAGCUCGAUCGCGAAGCUACCGAGCUGAUAGCGCAAAGUUUCACGAAAUUGUUUAUCAAACCGCUCACCUGCGAAUUCGCGAUAAAGUGACUAUGCAAAAAAUAUUUUCGUCUGGAUGAAUCGUGUGUGGAUGAUCGAUGAGAUAAGCGCUAACGAAGGAGAACCAACAAAAAAUGUAAAAUAUUUUUGUUUUCCGAUCACAGGGAAAAUAAAGUGAGAAGUGUAUUUACUUGUAACCUGACACAUUGUAUAAAUAAUAAAAAUAAUAAUAACACUGGUAAAAUUAACGAAUACAAUAAAGUACCAAGUACGAGUAA